UGCUCCCAAGGAAGAGUCCAAAGAAGAAAAGGCUUAAGCUUCCCACAGUUACCGUCGAGUAGGACUCGCUUCGUGUCAGUCUUGAAAAGCGGUCUCUUAUGAUGGUUCGAUGAAAUGUCAAGGGCGAAUGGCGCACGGUUUACGGUUUACUCUCACGAAUGGCGGACGGCUUCAUGACGGAUUGCACCCAAAAGUUUUGACGAUUUCGAUGCGGUCUCUUUUUCCAGUGCCAGCUUACAAUCGCCUCAGAGGCAAGGCUGGUAUGACGAUCGGCUGGCUCCCACCUUUGUCCUUAUCUCGAUACUCGACUCCUUCACUGGACGUUGGGCGUCGCCCCAAACUCGAUCUACUGAGUUGGGUUUUAGUUUUUCCAUGCUUUCCCUUGAUUUGCUUCUGUAUCAUAGACUGCCUAGUCUGCAACGACAUGAUAUGGGUGGGUUCGUGGAGGGUUUUGUAGAGUUUGAUACCUCACAGCAGCUUCACAUCACAGGCUGGCUUACGUUCGGGUUUUUGACGUCUCGCCUCGUCGAGAGUGGAUAAUGAUGGUAGAAGCAUGGUGGAUGUGCAUACGAGUGUGGCGGCCAAGCGAGUGUUUCGCAUUUGGCCAGACUAGAUGGUUCAGGCGGAACAAGCUUUCAUGGAUAUAGCACAUGUAUGCAUUGCUUGUGCAAC
Molecule: messenger RNA, 672 nt
Organism: Cucurbitaria berberidis CBS 394.84
Lineage: Eukaryota; Fungi; Ascomycota; Dothideomycetes; Pleosporales; Cucurbitariaceae
Exons: 1
Coding region: 110-457 (115 amino acids)
Source: RefSeq, a predicted model, not a curated record